This is a messenger RNA of Debaryomyces fabryi, 1962 nucleotides long. RefSeq names its product 1-phosphatidylinositol-4-phosphate 5-kinase (gene MSS4). The record is from RefSeq and is a predicted model, not a curated record. The transcript has a single exon. Gene Ontology annotation, biological process: phosphatidylinositol metabolic process. Bases 1 to 1962 code for a protein of 653 amino acids. NCBI's taxonomy places the organism in Eukaryota, Fungi, Ascomycota, Pichiomycetes, Serinales, Debaryomycetaceae. Gene Ontology annotation, molecular function: phosphatidylinositol kinase activity.
AUGUCGCAUAUAUCUAACGAAGACAGCAAUAUUGUCAUUGCGAUGACGAACUACAAUAUAGAGAAUGACGAGGGUAGGGGCGAAAAUGAGGAUGACAGAAGUAACAGAAGGCAAAGCGUGACAAACAAGAGCCAAGAUGGUGGACCCAACCAACUCGAUUCAUCGACUCCUAACUCUUUCAAAGCUUCCCAUUCUGAAGUAUCUGAUUUGACCGAUGGCACGUCUCCAUCACCAAAUGAUGAGAAUAGGGCUACGAAAACAGCCAAGGCUACUACUACAGAGCUUCAGAAUAAUAAAGUACCGGUCGAAUUGAUUGAUGAUCGUAAAGAGUCGAUUAUUAUCGAGAAAUUGCAGCCAGUUGAUGUCGAUCCUUUGGAAGUGGUAGACCCAAAGAUUUCGGCAAACAAGGGAGCGAAAAAAAGUACGACCAAUAUAGCCACAGAGAAAUUAUUACACAACACGUUUGUAGUUUCACCCGAAUCAUAUAAUAACGGCAGAAGACAUACAACGCCCCAUAAUUCCACGGUUUUGAACGAUUCAGCUGAUUUAACCUUUCGCCAUUCUUUAGAUAAAUCAACAUCUCGUCCUAUAGCUAGAAGCACUUUCCCAUCUUAUAACAAAAGACAAUCUCGGAGUACAGAUACGGUUGGACAUACAUAUGCGCAUGAUUCGACUAGUUCAGAGAUUAAUAGAAUGAAAAACUCUCUUCUCGUACAAAGAAAUAUGAAGAAGAAAAGAAAUAUACUAGAAGAUGAAAGAGUACUUGUUGGGAAUAAAAUCAGUGAAGGGCAUGAGAAUUUUGUGAUGGCAUAUAAUAUGUUGACCGGCAUCAGAGUUGCAGUUUCUCGUUGCUCAGGUAUAAUGAAAAAUGUGGAUGAUCAAGACUUCAGAACAACAAAGAAGUUGUCAUUCAAUAUGGAUGGAAGUGAAUUGACCCCCUCUUCAAAAUAUGAUUUUAAAUUCAAAGACUACUGUCCCGAAGUAUUUAGGAGUUUAAGGUCUAUGUUUGGAAUAGAUCCGGCUGAUUACCUUAUCUCAGUCACCGGAAAGUACAUUUUAUCUGAGUUAGGUUCACCCGGUAAGAGUGGAUCUUUUUUUUAUUAUUCGAGAGAUUAUAGAUUUAUUAUUAAAACAAUUCAUCAUGGGGAACACAAACAAUUAAGAAGAAUAUUGAAGGAUUAUUAUAAACAUGUAAAGGAGAAUCCAAAUACAUUGAUAUCUCAAUUUUAUGGGUUGCAUAGGGUCAAAAUGCCGUUUAAUAAAAGUGGUAUAAAAAAGGUACACUUCAUAGUGAUGAAUAACUUGUUUCCUUCUCAGAGAGAUAUUCAUAUAAAGUAUGAUUUAAAGGGAUCAACAUGGGGUAGAAAAUACGAAGUACCUGUGAAUCUGAAGGAUUUGUCAAACUUUACUUUAAAAGAUCUUAACUGGCUUGAGCGAAAAGAUAAAAUAAAAUUUGGCCCCGAAAAGAGAAAAUUAUUUUUCGAGCAGCUAGAAAAAGACGUAAAGUUAUUACAAAAGAUCAAUGUGAUGGAUUAUUCGCUCUUAUUAGGAAUUCAUGACGUUAAGAAGGGAAACAAUACCGAAACCAUCCAAAGAUUAUCCAUUUUCGACCCAAAGUCGACAGAUAAAUAUGAUUUGAUUAAUACGAAUCCUAGAGAUAUUGAUAUUGCAAAUGACCUUCCGAACAAUACAUACCCAGGUAGAUUGAAGUAUAUAUUUUAUGGUCAUGAUGGUGGUAUUAGGGCUACAAAUGAAUUGAACGAGCCUUUAGGUGAGAUAUAUUAUUUAGGUAUUAUUGAUUGCUUAACUAAUUAUUCUAUCAAAAAGAGAUUAGAAACUUUGUGGAGAUCAAUAGGCCAUACACGCAGCACUAUAUCGGCUGUACCAGCUAAUGAGUAUGGUGAUAGAUUUUUGAAAUUUAUUAAGGAUGGCACAACGAACAUUAAAACAAAAAUAAAAUAG